AUUCUAUUAGUCUUGCGUCAUGAAUAAUCCAUGGUUAGGAAAUCACUUUGACAAGUGGGAUAGUCAACAAGCGUUGUAAGAUCGUGAACUUCUAUUUUCUAAUAAUAUAUUUUCUGUCUACAAGCAAAAUAAGGCGAGUUCUACGUGAAGAGCUCGGCCGUACUUUAAAAUGAACGCUAGAAUAGUAGCAUUGUUCCUUUUAACAAUAUUUGUAUCAACUUAUGCAAAAAGAGUCACCGAAUCUUAUCUUCAUCAUGGAAAAAUAAUAAAGAUUGUAAAGGAUGUCAAAAGCGAAGAUGUAGCGAAACGAAGUGCCAGCCCAAGUAUGUGUGGAGGAGGUUGUAUGCCAGCUCAACCACAGUGCUGCCAAUCAGCAAUGCCACCACCAAUGCCUGGACCACCAGGUAUGAUGGGACCUCCAGGAUGUCCAGGAGCUCCAGGGCAGCCUGGUUGUAUGGGCCCACCAGGACCUCCAGGAUGCAUGGGUCCACCAGGACAACCAGGUUGCAAUGGUCAACCAUCAUCCGCAUCUUCGUGUCCACCAAUCUGCGUUCAUCAUUGCAUGAAAAUCUGCCCCCUACCAUGCUGCCAACCUCAACAACCUCCACAACAAAUGUGCCCUUGCCCACCACCACCCAUGCCCAUGGGAUGUGCCCCACCAUCAUGCAUGCCACCACCAGCACCUCCUCCAUCGGCAGGAUGCUGUGGUGCGCCACCAAUGGGAAUGCUGCAGAUGGGAGCACCACCAAUGGGAGGACCACCACCAAUGGGAGGACCACCACCAAUGGGAGGAGCCUUACAUAUGGAUAUGCCACAACAAAGAGCCUGUGGAUGUCCACCACCAUUGCCACCACCUGGAUGUACACAAGCAUCCUGCAUGCCACCUAUGCCACCACCUUCACCAUCUUGCUGUGGAAAGUAAAUAUGUAAAAAGAACGAACAAAACUACAUGUUUUGCCAUGUAGUUUGAAAUGGAUAACAACAAAAGAGAAUGUCUUGGAUGGAACGUUCUAAUUAGCAAACAUUAAUCAUUUGCAACAGCAAUGAAGAAAUUGUAUUUAUAUUUGAAUUUAAAAUCUGAGACACAGUGAUUUCAUUGGUCGAUUACUAUAUGAACACAACUAAUAAAACCUUAAAUAUUUUGUCACA
Xenia sp. Carnegie-2017 is the source of this 1149-nucleotide messenger RNA. RefSeq names its product cuticle collagen 1-like. The record is from RefSeq and is a predicted model, not a curated record. Lineage: Eukaryota; Metazoa; Cnidaria; Anthozoa; Malacalcyonacea; Xeniidae. The transcript is spliced from 4 exons. Bases 170 to 922 code for a protein of 250 amino acids.